Molecule: messenger RNA, 837 nt
Organism: Lactuca sativa (garden lettuce)
Lineage: Eukaryota; Viridiplantae; Streptophyta; Magnoliopsida; Asterales; Asteraceae
Product: Sel1 repeat protein
Molecular function (GO): protein binding
Source: RefSeq, a predicted model, not a curated record
UUGACAGCCGCCUUCUUGGUUUCUAAAUUACUAAUCCUCUAUUAAUAACUUCAGUCUUCCAAACCCUUCAACGAAAUUUCAUGGUAAUCCCUCGUUUAUUCAUAUAAAAACGAAAUCAGCAAUUUAAAUAUUGAUUUAUGUGUGUUACUGGUUUACUGCAUUCUACGUGUGCCAACUUCUCACCGUCCACAACAAUCCAACCCAGCUCAGCUAUUUUUUUUUCAAUUGUUGAGCACAACCCAGAAAUCCAAGAAAAAUCAGAAAACCCCACAUCGAAUCUUGAGAAAUCUGUUUAAAUUCUGACGAAUCGAGAGAACUUCGAGGGUCAAAGUUGAAAAAGAAGAUGGAUAACGGCAAUAACAGUGGCGGAGGCGGUGGUAGUGGCGAGAAGCAGAGCCACCGUCUUCCGCUGUCGGAUGUGGUGUCUGAUUGCUUGAGAAGAUGGUUUCAAGAUACCCUCAAAGAAGCCAAAGCCGGGGAUCUGUCUAUGCAAGUUUUGGUCGCCCAGAUGUACUUCAAUGGUUAUGGGAUUCCAAAAGAUACCCAAAAGGCAAAAAUUUGGAUGACAAGAGCUGCAAGAGUCCGUUCUUCAGUUUGGAGAGUUAGCAAUAAACGCCCAGGCUAUAAUGCAAGUGAUUCUGAUUCAGAAGAGUUGCUGGACGACUCUUGAUAUAAAUGAGAAGGAUCUUGGAUUUGUUCAUCUAAUUAAUCAUUUGUACGAAAAUGCACCUGGCUUUUUAAUGCAUUUUUCGCCUUCUCAUUUUGUUGUUCGUUUCAAAGAAAAAGUUCUUUUUGUACAAUUGACUUUGUUUGGUGUAGAAAAACUUUGCUUUUUUA